CAUAAGUUCUGUGUGAGAGGCUGUCUUGUUGUGAAGCCAGUGGGAGGACAGGAGGAGGAUAUAUGAAGGACUGAGACACAACGAAGCUGCUGAGAAGAUGAUGAAGAGGAAACUGGAAAGACAAGUGUGUGUACUUUUACCCAACAAGCAGCACCUGGACUGUACCGUCAGGGUUAAAGCCAGAGGCCAGGAGGUGCUGAACCAUGUGCAGGAGCUGCUUCAGAUCACUGAGCUCCAAGUCUUUGGCCUGGCUGUGCUCAGAGAUAAUGAGUAUCUCUUUGUUGAUUUGGCGCAAAAGCUGAGUAAGUAUUUCGGCAAAGAAUGGAGCAGGGGGUCUGCGAUGGUGCCGUUCAUCUUAUUUCUGAGGGUGCAGUAUUACAUAGACAGUGGAAGGCUGAUACUGAGCAGCAGAGUUCUGCAGCUCUACUACACAGAGCUGAGGCAGAAGGUGCUGCGCUCACAGAGUCGCCAUCAGGAAACGCUGUUCUUCCAACUGGCAGCGUCUGCACUUCAGGCUGAAGUCGGAGAUCUGGAACUGAGACAGGAGAACAAAGCUGAAGGAGGACAGACCAGAUGCAAGGGACCACUCAUACAUUAUUUCCUUCCUGAAGAUUAUUUUCCUCCCUGGCUCAUAAAGCGUCGAGGGCGAGACUACCUACUUCAGCACUGUCCACAGCUCCACUCUGAGCUGAGGGGUAUGUCUCACAGACACGCAAUCCUGGAGUUUAUAAAACAGGCGGGAACGCUACAGGACGGACCGGUGACCCUUUACAGCAUGAAACAGGAGAAAAAGGAGAUGAAAAGUUCAAUCCUUCUUGGAGUUGCAGUUAAGGGAGUCCAUAUUUAUCAGGAGGUGGAAGGAAAGCGGUGUCUACGAUAUGAGCUUUGCUGGACUGACGUAGACCGCUUGACUUUCCAGGGCAGCAGGUUUGAGGUCUACGCAGUGGCCUCUCUGUGCCUCCCUAAGCUGGUGUUUUACAAUCGCUCAACGUUCCACUCCAAACACGUCCUGAGGCAUCUCACCGACUGUCACAGGUUUCACAUGAACAUCAGGGACGCAGUCAGAUACAUCCAACAGCUGGAGGACAUGCACGCUAAUCGGUUCUAUAAGGAGGCUUACAUCUGUGACAUGAUGCUAUUAAAGCAGAAACUUCACUGCAACAGCCUCGAAUCUUCCAUGUCUGACUGCAGUGUAGAAGUAGAAACAACAACAGCCUGGUCCAAAGAGAAGGAGGAGGAGGAGGAGGAGGAGGAAGAGCAGCCUGAGGGGGAUGGUUUUAUAACAGAGGCUGAGUUGUGUCUGGAGGAACCUGCAGAGGUUUUGGUCGAUAACCUAGCUGAGGUUUCCUGGCUGGCUGAGCUGGUCUACGGCGUGUCUGUCGAUGGACCUUUGGUGUUACCUUCAUCGCAGUGGACAGCUGUCACCAUGGAAAUGAAACAGGUUCUGAGGAGGAGAUCAGACGAUGGGGUUUGUGUGGACUAAUGCCAGGCCAGAGGACGCUCAUUAUAUACAUGUUCUGCAGCACAAGGACUCCUAUUUUACUCCCAUUAGCUCUUUGAAGCUACAAAUCAAGUACCUUAAGCAUAAGAUAUAUAAAUUAUGCUAACCUCUGUCUGUGAUCUAUUUAUAAAAUGAGUUCAAAUGUAACACAGCAUUAACUCAGAGAAUUUGUUGUGUAUAAGCAAUGAAAAUCACUUUAAAUGAUCGAUAAUUCACCCAUCCUGUGCAAAACAGCCAUUCUCACAUGUAAUAUAUAUUCAUCUGCGAGUAUUAAUCACCCUGUGCACUGUAAUUAUUCUGUAUAUAUUCAACCAACCUCUGCAAUACAUUUUUUAUAUUCUCAAUUUUUAUCCUUUUACCUUCAUAUUUGUAUGUAGAGCUAACUUUAUCUUGUACAUAUUUUGCACCUUAUAUUUUAUCUAUAAUUACCUGUUUGCACUGAAAAAGGAGAAGCUCUCGAAUCUCGUUGUACAUUCAGUAUAAUGACAAUAAAGAGCAUUCUAUUCUAUAAAUGGGCUAAAUUGUGUCUGUUUCUGCUUCCAUAUUAGGCGCCUUUUUUUUUUUUUUUUCAAAACUUGUGUGGGAGUUCACAAACUGAACUGACAUCUGCUUCAGUGUGAGUGCUUUCCUAACACACAUUUAAGAAAACAUUUAAAAGCAGCUCAGUGUUUGAAUACUUUAACAC
Sphaeramia orbicularis (orbiculate cardinalfish) is the source of this 2186-nucleotide messenger RNA. Its product is annotated as FERM domain-containing protein 6-like. Gene Ontology annotation, cellular component: cytoplasmic side of apical plasma membrane; cytoskeleton. The coding region runs from base 98 to 1483 and encodes 461 amino acids. Lineage: Eukaryota; Metazoa; Chordata; Actinopteri; Kurtiformes; Apogonidae. The record is from RefSeq and is a predicted model, not a curated record. Gene Ontology annotation, biological process: positive regulation of hippo signaling. The transcript has 13 exons.